Molecule: messenger RNA, 4982 nt
Organism: Athalia rosae (coleseed sawfly)
Lineage: Eukaryota; Metazoa; Arthropoda; Insecta; Hymenoptera; Athaliidae
Product: probable multidrug resistance-associated protein lethal(2)03659
Exons: 14
Coding region: 935-4879 (1314 amino acids)
Biological process (GO): transmembrane transport
Cellular component (GO): membrane
Molecular function (GO): ATP binding; ABC-type transporter activity; ATP hydrolysis activity
Source: RefSeq, a predicted model, not a curated record
UCGGUAGACUGAUGCUUGAAGUAUAGCGCCAGUCGAGUGGAGUCGGGCAUUCGUGUCAGUCGUUGGGUAGAUGGUUUAUCGACGAGUAACAUUUUUGGUUAGUUGUACUUUUCCUGCAUUGAAGGGGCUCCUGUCAUAGGGAGGACGGACAAGAAGAAUAUUGGUCAUAGCGAUGGGUAACAACUUGUGAUAAUUGUGAAUCCAUGAAUCAUGGUGCAAUUAUCUCUAGUGUGCAUGAGCCAUAUGAAAUGUGAGACAAAUAAUUUAUUGUUCUGUGCUACGAGCACGGAAUGCGGUAAAAUACGCCGCCUAACUUAUGCAUUUUUUGAAUCAAUAAGCCAGUAAAUUUCAACCACGAUUUGUAUUACUUCGUACAAACGUUACUUAUAAUUAAAUUACUCGUCUCAUCAAAAAUGACACUUAACCCCUCUUCAGAGAAUGAAAAUGGCAAUCUAGUCAACAGCAGGGUCAGAUGUCAGAUAAAUUGAAAGAAUGCAUGUUUGCCUGAUUGUGAGUUGGCUACACAAUGAAUGACCUCAACCGUUCUGUUUUGAAGGAUCCUGGGAUUAUUGACUGUUAUUAUGCCUAAUGAGCAAAGUACACUUUAUAAUUAGGGAUAGAUCUGAUACUGAGUGACCAUAGUAGUUAUUUUUGUCUUGCGUUCAAUAAUCUAAGUGAAAAAGUUCCAGGAAUACAUCUGAAGUAAAAUAAUUGGUAUUACACGUUGCUGCUACCUCUUGUGAAUGAACUCCAAUAAGUGUUGCCCAUAACAAGAGAACUGUCCUGGUUUUAUUUCGAUCAGUGGUAUCUGAUCAUCUAUUGAUCAUUGCCAUAAAUGUGAUGAAGUUUGCAAAUAUCGAAAUCUGUGUUGACACUGACUAUUGAGAAUUCCAUUUUCCCACAGAGUUCUCCAAAGUGAAGCCACAUUUCCAUAAUGGACGGAGAGAAGCGGCGAAAGGGAGUGAAAAAUCCCAAAGAAUCUGCCAAUAUUUUCAGCAUGAUAUCAUUUGCUUGGAUGGUGCCGACUUUCUUGAUUGGGUACCACCGUGAUCUCGAAAUUGCAGACCUCUACAGUCCACUGCCUGAGCAUACAAGCUCGAUUCUUGGCGAGCAAAUAUCAUCUGAAUGGGAAAAGGAAUUAAAACGCCUUGCUCAUAUCAGGGCUUCGAGAAGGCAGGAUGAUGAGCGUAAUGGCAGCGAUAGAAGCAAACCUCUUGUGCCCAGCCUCUGCAAAGUCUUGGUGAGGUGCUUUGGGACCAGGAUUAUGUGCUAUGGUAGCAUACUUGUCAUACUGGAGCUCGUCUUCAAGAUUAGUCAACCGCUUCUUUUAGCUCGACUACUUCGUUACUUCAGCAGCAUAACACAAACAGAAAUAUCAUAUACAGAUGCAUUCAUUUAUGCCACUGGAGUCAUUCUGUGCUCGGUAGUUAAUGUUGUUGUUAGACAUUCUUAUAUGCUGGCAAUUUUGCACUCGGGGAUGAAGAUGCGCGUUGCUUGUUGCACGUUGAUAUACAGAAAAGCAUUGAAACUUUCUAAAACUGCCUUGGACGGGGGGACGACUAUUGGUCAGGCAGUGAAUCUUCUCUCGAAUGAUGUGAACAGAUUCGAUAUAGCUGUGCUCUUUGCUCAUUACCUGUGGAUUGGACCCUUGGAAACAUUGAUUAUGACUUACUUAAUGUACAGCGAAGUUGGAUUAGCAGCUAUUGUCGGAGUUGCUUCACUUCUCAUGUUCAUACCGCUACAAGCCUUUCUUGGAAAACGUUCUUCAACUCUACGGUUACGAACUGCGGUAAAAACAGACAAAAGAGUCAGAUUAACCAAUGAGAUAAUAUCCGGUAUUCAAGCAAUAAAGAUGUAUACAUGGGAAAAGCCAUUCGGAGACCUCAUUGAAAAAGCUAGAAAACGGGAGAUCAAGGCAAUCACAGCAACAUCUUACAUCCGGGGUAUCAUAACGUCCUUUUCUGUUUUUUUGACGAGGUUUUCACUUUACAUAACCAUCCUCACCUACGUUUUACUUGGGAAUAAUGUAACCCCAGCAAAGGUUUUCAUGCUCUCCGCCUAUUUCAAUAUUCUACGAAACGUGAUGACCACCUAUUUUCCUCAAGCUAUUACGCAGCUUGGUGAGGCUCUUGUAUCUAUCAAAAGGCUCCAGGACUUCAUGCUUUAUGACGAAACUUCGAUCACCAAGUCGCAAGCAAAUGGUGUCGAAAAAUCUCACGAUCUUGCUGAUGGUUCUGUGCAUAUAGACAACUGUUGCGCCAAGUGGAUCGAAUCCCUUGAAAAAGACACUCUACAAGAUAUAAAUUUGAGAAUAGAACCUGGCCAGCUAAUCGCUAUUGUUGGACAAGUUGCUGCUGGAAAAUCGAGCCUCCUGCACAUGAUUUUACAAGAAAUGCCUCUCACUUCCGGUACGCUAAAGAUCCAAGGAUCUCUGGCGUACGCUAGUCAGGAGCCAUGGCUUUUUUCAGCGUCAGUUAGGCAAAACAUUCUAUUUGGAAGAGCAAUGGACACUCGUAGAUAUAACGAGGUCAUUGAAGCCUGUCAACUCAAAAAAGAUUUCCAGCUAUUUCCAUACGGCGAUAAAACUAUUGUCGGAGAACGUGGUAUUACUUUAUCCGGAGGGCAACGAGCGAGGAUAAAUCUAGCGAGAGCAGUUUACACAAAUACUGAUAUAUAUCUUAUGGACGACCCUUUGAGCGCUGUAGACGCCCAUGUGGGUAAACACAUGUUCGAUGAAUGCAUUGCUGGAUUUUUAAAAGGAAAGACUCGUAUCCUCGUAACCCACCAGUUGCAGUAUCUGAGAAACGUAGAUCGGAUAAUAGUUUUGAGAGAUGGUGCGAUCAUAGCUCAAGGGACAUAUUCUCAACUUCAAGACUCUGGAAUCGCAUUGGGAUGGCUUCUAGAAUCCGAAGACAAAAGCAACACUGAUUCUCAAGGCGAAGAUAAAUCCCUAUCCAGAAAAUCUAGCAUCGCCUCCGCCCAUUCAUCCGAGAUGGCAGAAUCUGUUGCACAAGAAAAAAUGCCUGUACAGGAGGCAGAAACCCGAAGCGUUGGUCACAUCGCAGGUUCUGUGUAUGCCAAUUAUUUUCGCGCAGGUGGAAAUACGUGCGUAAUACUGAUAGUUUUUACGCUCUGUUUGCUGUCGCAGUGCCUUGCCAGUGCCAGCGAUUACUUCAUAGUUAUUUGGGUCAACGCCGAGGAGCGCAACUUUACGUCAAUAAUCAACAGUGAAUCCGUUUCAUUCUGGGAGAGUGGUUGGCUGACCCGAAGCCUGUGCACCUACAUAUUCUCGGCUUUGACGUUGCUGACAAUAAUUAUGACCUUAAUUCGCUCUUUUUCAUUCUUCCGUGUCUGCAUGAAAGCGUCUAAACGUCUACACGAUUCAAUGUUCCGAGGAAUAAGUCGUGCGACAAUGCGAUUUUUCAACACAAAUUCGUCCGGUAGAAUUUUGAACAGGUUCGCGAAAGACAUGGGAGCGAUAGACGAGCUUCUCCCCACUACUCUACUCGAUUCCAUACAAGUCGGUCUCUCGCUAAUCGGAGUAGUCGUUGUUGUUGCAAUUUCAAAUCCUUGGCUGAUGAUCCCCACAGUUGCUGCAGGCGCCGCUUUCCAUUGGCUUCGAGUUUUUUAUUUAUCAACUAGUCGCAGUAUCAAGAGAUUAGAGGGAAUCACCCGAUCUCCUGUGUUCGCUCAUCUCAACGCUACCAUCCAAGGCUUGACGACGAUUAGGGCUUUCGAGGCUGGGACAAUUCUAACUGCGGAAUUCGACAAUCACCAAGAUUUACACUCGUCAGCUUGGUUCAUGUUUAUUGCCUCGUCUCGGACUUUCGGCAUAUGGCUGGACGCUGUCUGCCUCAUUUGGAUAACUCUCGUCACUUACAGUUUCCUGAUUAUACCGCUUAAUUCAACCGGAGGCAAUGUUGGACUUGCUAUUACCCAAAGUCUCGGCCUUACAGGCAUGUUUCAAUGGGGCAUGAGGCAAAGCGCUGAAUUAGAAAAUCACAUGACAUCCGUAGAACGAGUGUUGGAGUACAGUACCGCGGAUCAAGAACCCCCAUUGGAAACUUCCCCAAAUAACUUACCCCCGGCAAAUUGGCCCUCAUCCGGCAAACUGGAAUUCAAAAACCUAUCCAUGCGAUACGGUCCAGAGCAACCACCAGUGCUCCAUAAAUUGAAUUUCGUUGUUGAAUCGUGUGAAAAAAUCGGAAUAGUUGGAAGAACGGGCGCCGGGAAAACGUCUGUGGCUUCCGCGAUGUUCCGUCUUGCAUAUUUUCAUGGUGACAUAAUAAUCGACGGCGUUCCGAGCAGUCGGUUGGGUCUACAUGACCUCCGUUCCAAAAUAAGUAUGAUUCCACAAGAGCCGUUUCUAUUUUCCGGAAGUUUACGGCGAAACUUAGACCCUUUCGACGAGUAUCCAGACAACGCUUUAUGGCAGGCUAUUCAUGAAGUUGAAUUGAAAGAUAUGGGACUCGAAGAAUUGAUUACAGAAGGUGGAUCGAAUCUCAGCGUCGGUCAAAAACAGCUAGUUUGUCUCGCUAGAGCAAUAGUGAGGAAGAAUAAAAUCCUUAUCCUCGACGAAGCUACAGCUAACGUCGAUCCUGGCACAGAUGAGCUCAUCCAAAAAACUAUUCGCGUCAAAUUUGCUAAUUGUACAGUGUUAACGAUCGCUCAUCGAUUACACACUGUUAUGGACAGCGAUAAGAUUCUCGUAAUGGAUGCAGGAACUGUCGUGGAAUUCGAUCACCCUCAUAUCCUGCUUCAAAAAGACAAAGGGCAUUUACGAGGUAUGGUCGAUCAGACGGGCCAUUCGAUGGCCGAAUCUUUGGCCCUCAUGGCUAAAAACGCUUACAAAGCUAGAAAAAAUGAGUCACAAACUUGAUUUGUUCUCUAUGUGAUAAAACGUUAUUAUAUAUCGAAGUGCAAUUGAAAAUGCUGUUACAAAAAUGAAUUAGAUAAAAUAAUAAAUAAACUCUUCUUGAACA